AUGAAGUCUUUGGUGCACCACCGGCCCAGAGGUUCUGAGGGUCAGGUGAGGGUCCGACAGCAGACUCCCUUGGUAGAGACUCCCUGCAAUGUCUCAACAAUCCGGCACCCCAGGGUAGGACACUGUCACAUGGACAAGGACAAAGACUCAAUCAUCAACAAGGCAUCAACACUUAAGACUCAGAGCAGUGCACACAAGGGGGACUACCAUCAACUUGAGGAUAAACCCAACAUGUCCUCUCACAGACGCAGUUUCCAGUGUUUCAAUGCCAUCGGGGGCGAGGGCUGCCAUGGCUCUUCACUGUCCCGUCACACCAGCAAACUCCCCAGGAUAUCCCGACAUGGAAUGAACCGCCACGCCCGCCAUCACAGAUACAACAAGAAGGUGGUGCUGGUAAAGAACAGUGACCCCUCUUUCCAGAGGACCAUCAUAUUGCACCGCAGGACCCUACGGAGCCUCGGGCUAUUCCUAGAAGAAGUUUCAGACCUCAUGCAAUACCACAUCAGGAAGCUGUACACCCUGGAGGGCCGCAAGAUUGACAGCGUUCAGAGUCUUUUGCAGUGCCCCACUGUGCUUGUUUGUGUGGGACUUCAAGUUCAAGGGGCAAUUGAUUGCAGAAUCAAUUGCAGUAGCAGUAAAAAAAAAAAAAAAAAAGCACAAAACAACAACAACAACGGCCACAAUGACAACAAUGACAACUUAUUUGAUGUCUGUCAAAGAAAAAUGGUUGAAAGCAGGAAAACAAUGUCUGCAUCAAGUCUGGAAGAGUAUACUGAACAAGUGAUGGAGAAAGAAACUCGUAUUGAGCAGACUGUUGAGGAGCUUGAGGCUGUAGCAUGUUGCACCAUCAGAAGUGAGGUUUGCUCACCGAAGUACAAGGAGCAACCAACAACAGUGGACAACUGUGAGAGUGUUGAAAAUACCCAGGAGGACCAAGAUGAUGAGGAGGAUGAUAUCCCACCAAGUGCUUCAAGAGCAGCUGUUGAGAAUAAGGAAGAUGUAGAGAGAUCCCCUAGUGCCUUGUCAGCCAAAUCAGCAAAGUCACAAUCAAAAGCCACUGACAUUCCACAUGAAGGAAAUGAAGAAGAUGAACCUCAAAAGAGAGCACAUAGUGUAAUGUCAAAUAGUGUUGACAUUCCUGAAGAAGGGAAUGUUGAGGAAGACUUUGAUGACAGAGCAGCAAGUUCCAUGUCAGCCAAAUCAGGCAUGACAAAUACCUCUGCCAAAUCUAGUAGGUCAAAAGUCUCAAAUGUUCCAACUGAGGAAAUUGCUGCCAAUCAUGAGGAACUUGAAGAAAGAGCUCCAAGCAGCAUAUCAGUCAAAUCAGCCAAAUCAGCAAAGUCAAACGCUUCAGCAAUAUCUAAAAAAUCAAAAGCCUCUGAAAUUCCUGGUGGAGAUAGUGUUGACAUUCCUGAAGAAGGGAAUAUUGAGGAAAACACUGAAGACAGAGCAGCAAGUUCCAUGUCAGCCAAAUCAGGCAUGACAAAUACCUCUGCCAAAUCUAGCAGGUCAAAAGUCUCAAAUGUUCCAACUGAGGAAAGUGCUGCCCAUCAUGAGGAACUUGAAGAAAGAGCUCCAAGCAGCAUAUCAGUCAAAUCAGCCAAAUCAGCAAAGUCAAAUACUUCAGCAAUAUCUAAAAAAUCAAAAGCCUCUGAGGUUCCUGUUGCAGAUAGUGUUGACAUUCCUGAAGAAGGGAAUGUUGAAGAAGACAUUGAUGACAGAGCAGCAAGUUCCAUGUCAGCCAAAUCAGGCAUGACAAAUACGUCCAUUAAAUCUAGUAGGUCAAAAGUCUCAAAUGUUCCAACUGAGGAAAGUGCUGCCCAUCAUGAGGAUCUUGAAGAAAGAGCUCCAAGCAGCAUAUCAGUCAAAUCAACCAAAUCAGCAAAGUCAAAAGCUUCAGCAAUAUCUAAAAAAUCCAAAGCCUCUGAAAUUCCUGGUGGAGAUAGUGUUGACAUUCCUGAAGAAGGGAAUGUUGAAGAAAACACCGAAGACAGAGCAGCAAGUUCCAUGUCAGCCAAAUCAGGCAUGACAAAUACCUCUGCCAAAUCUAGCAGGUCAAAAGUCUCAAAUGUUCCAACUGAGGAAAGUGCUGCCCAUCAUGAGGAACUUGAGGAAAGAGCUCCAAGCAGCAUAUCAAUCAAAUCAGCCAAAUCAGCAAAGUCAAAUGCUUCAGCAAUAUCUAAAAAAUCCAAAGCCUCUGAAAUUCCUGGUGGAGAUAGUGUUGACAUUCCUGAAGAAGGGAAUGUUGAAGAAAACACUGAAGACAGAGCAGCAAGUUCCAUGUCAGCCAAAUCAGGCAUGACAAAUACCUCUGCCAAAUCUAGUAGGUCAAAAGUCUCAAAUGUUCCAACUGAGGAAAGUGCUGCCCAUCAUGAGGAACCUGAAGAAAGAGCUCCAAGCAGUAUAUCUGUCAAAUCAGCAAAGUCAAAUGCUUCAGCAAUAUCUAAAAAAUCUAAAGCCUCUGAGGUUCCUGUUGCAGAUAGUGUUGACAUUCCUGAAGAAGGGAAUGUUGAGGAAGACUUUGAUGACAGAGCAGCAAGUUCCAUGUCAGCCAAAUCAGGCAUGACAAAUACCUCUGCCAAAUCUAGUAGGUCAAAAGUCUCAAAUGUUCCAACUGAGGAAAGUGCUGCCCAUCAUGAGGAACCUGAAGAAAGAGCUCCAAGCAGUAUAUCUGUCAAAUCAGCAAAGUCAAAUGCUUCAGCAAUAUCUAAAAAAUCAAAAGCCUCUGAGGUUCCUGUUGCAGAUAGUGUUGACAUUCCUGAAGAGGGGAAUGUUGAGGAAGACAUUGAUGACAGAGCAGCAAGUUCCAUGUCAGCCAAAUCAGGCAUGACAAAUACCUCUGCCAAAUCUAGUAGGUCAAAAGUCUCAAAUGUUCCAACUGAGGAAAGUGCUGCCCAUCAUGAGGAACUUGAAGAAAGAGCUCCAAGCAGUAUAUCUGUCAAAUCAGCAAAGUCAAAUGCUUCAGCAAUAUCUAAAAAAUCAAAAGCCUCUGAGGUUCCUGUUGCAGAUAGUGUUGACAUUCCUGAAGAAGGGAAUGUUGAGGAAGACAUUGAUGACAGAGCAGCGAGUUCCAUGUCAGCCAAAUCAGGCAUGACAAAUACCUCUGCUAAAUCUAGUAGGUCAAAAGUCUCAAAUGUUCCAACUGAGGAAAGUGCUGCCAAUCAUGAGGAAAUUGAAGAAAGAGCUCCAAGCAGCAUAUCAGUCAAAUCAGCCAAAUCAGCAAAGUCAAAUACAUCAGCAAUAUCUAAAAAAUCCAAAGCCUCUGAAAUUCCUGGUGGAGAUAGUGUUGACAUUCCUGAAGAAGGGAAUGUUGAAGAAAACACUGAAGACAGAGCAGCAAGUUCCAUGUCAGCCAAAUCAGGCAUGACAAAUACCUCUGCCAAAUCUAGUAGGUCAAAAGUCUCAAAUGUUCCUACUGAGACAAGUGCUGCCCAUCAUGAGGAACCUGAAGAAAGAGCUCCAAGCAGUAUAUCUGUCAAAUCAGCAAAGUCAAAUGCUUCAGCAAUAUCUAAAAAAUCAAAAGCCUCUGAGGUUCCUGUUGCAGAUAGUGUUGACAUUCCUGAAGAGGGGAAUGUUGAGGAAGACAUUGAUGACAGAGCAGCAAGUUCCAUGUCAGCCAAAUCAGGCAUGACAAAUACCUCUGCCAAAUCUAGUAGGUCAAAAGUCUCAAAUGUUCCAACUGAGGAAAGUGCUGCCCAUCAUGAGGAACCUGAAGAAAGAGCUCCAAGCAGCAUAUCAGUCAAAUCAGCCAAAUCAGCAAAGUCAAACACUUCAGCAGUAUCUAAAAAAUCAAAAGCCUUUGAAAUUCCUGGUGGAGAUAGUGUUGACAUUCCUGAAGAAGGGAAUGUUGAAGAAAACACUGAAGACAGAGCAGCAAGUUCCAUGUCAGCCAAAUCAGGCAUGACAAAUACCUCUGCCAAAUCUAGCAGGUCAAAAGUCUCAAAUGUUCCAACUGAGGAAAGUGCUGCCCAUCAUGACGAACCUGAAGAAAGAGCUCCAAGCAGCAUAUCAGUCCAAUCAGCCAAAUCAGCAAAGUCAAACACUUCAGCAAUAUCUAAAAAAUCAAAAGCCUUUGAAAUUCCUGGUGGAGAUAGUGUUGACAUUCCUGAAGAAGGGAAUGUUGAAGAAAACAAUGAAGACAGAGCAGCAAGUUCCAUGUCAGCCAAAUCAGGCAUGACAAAUACCUCUGCCAAAUCUAGCAGGUCAAAAGUCUCAAAUGUUCCAACUGAGGAAAGUGCUGCCCAUCAUGAGGAACUUGAAGAAAGAGCUCCAAGCAGCAUAUCAGUCAAAUCAGCCAAAUCAGCAAAGUCAAAUACUUCAGCAAUAUCUAAAAAAUCAAAAGCCUCUGAGGUUCCUGUUGCAGAUAGUGUUGACAUUCCUGAAGAAGGGAAUGUUGAGGAAGACUUUGAUGACAGAGCAGCAAGUUCCAUGUCAGCCAAAUCAGGCAUGACAAAUACCUCUGCCAAAUCUAGUAGGUCAAAAGUCUCAAAUGUUCCAACUGAGGAAAGUGCUGCCCAUCAUGAGGAACCUGAAGAAAGAGCUCCAAGCAGUAUAUCUGUCAAAUCAGCAAAGUCAAAUGCUUCAGCAAUAUCUAAAAAAUCAAAAGCCUCUGAGGUUCCUGUUACAGAUAGUGUUGACAUUCCUGAAGAAGGGAAUGUUGAGGAAGACUUUGAUGACAGAGCAGCAAGUUCCAUGUCAGCCAAAUCAGGCAUGACAAAUACCUCUGCCAAAUCUAGCAGGUCAAAAGUCUCAAAUGUUCCAACUGAGGAAAGUGCUGCCCAUCAUGAGGAACUUGAAGAAAGAGCUCCAAGCAGUAUAUCUGUCAAAUCAGCAAAGUCAAAUGCUUCAGCAAUAUCUAAAAAAUCAAAAGCCUCUGAGGUUCCUGUUGCAGAUAGUGUUGACAUUCCUGAAGAGGGGAAUGUUGAGGAAGACAUUGAUGACAGAGCAGCAAGUUCCAUGUCAGCCAAAUCAGGCAUGACAAAUACCUCUGCCAAAUCUAGUAGGUCAAAAGUCUCAAAUGUUCCAACUGAGGAAAGUGCUGCCCAUCAUGAGGAACUUGAAGAAAGAGCUCCAAGCAGUAUAUCUGUCAAAUCAGCAAAGUCAAAUGCUUCAGCAAUAUCUAAAAAAUCAAAAGCCUCUGAGGUUCCUGUUGCAGAUAGUGUUGACAUUCCUGAAGAAGGGAAUGUUGAGGAAGACAUUGAUGACAGAGCAGCGAGUUCCAUGUCAGCCAAAUCAGGCAUGACAAAUACCUCUGCUAAAUCUAAUCAAAUAAGCAAAAGGCUGUCAAUAUACCUGAUCCUUCAGUGA
Messenger RNA from Myripristis murdjan (pinecone soldierfish), 5307 nucleotides. It is a transcript of the gene rp1l1b, whose product is annotated as rp1 like 1b. The coding region runs from base 1 to 5307 and encodes 1768 amino acids. NCBI's taxonomy places the organism in Eukaryota, Metazoa, Chordata, Actinopteri, Holocentriformes, Holocentridae. The record is from RefSeq and is a predicted model, not a curated record. The transcript has 10 exons. Gene Ontology annotation, biological process: axoneme assembly; intracellular signal transduction; retina development in camera-type eye. Gene Ontology annotation, cellular component: axoneme.